AUGGGGCCGGCUGAGGGGAGCGGGCGGCGCGCGCGGCCCGUGGAGGCGACGGACGGCCGCAGCGCGCUGAGCAAGGCCUCCCUGCACGCGCACGGCUACGUGCGCGACCCCUUCGCGGCGCUGCUGGGGCGGGGGCGCGCGCGGCGCGCGCCGCUGGUCCACCGCGGCUACCACGUGCGCGCGCGCGCCGUCCGCCACUGCGUGCGCCUCUUCCUGGAGCGCGCGCGCGGGGCCGCGCAGGCCCCGCAGCUGCUGUCGCUGGGCGCGGGCUCCGACUCGCUCUACUUCCGGCUGCGGGCGUCGGGCCGGCUGGGCCGCGCCGCCGUCUGGGAGGUCGACCUGCCCCCCGUGGCGCGGGGCAAGGUGGCCACCAUCCGGGCCACCCCCGAGUUGGCCGCCCUGGUGGGGCCCUGGGAGCCGGAGCCGCUCCACCCGGCCUCGUGCCUCGACGGCCCGGCCUACCACGUGCUGGGCCUCGACCUGCGCGACCCGCCCGGCCUCCAGCGGGCCCUGGACGCCACCGGGCUGCGGCCGUCCGCGCCCACCCUGCUGCUGGCCGAGGCCGUGCUGGCCUACCUGGAGCCGCCGGCCGCGGAGGCCCUGCUGGCGUGGGCCGCCGGCCGCUUCCCGGCCGCCCUCUUCGCGGCCUACGAGCCGCUGCGGCCCGCCGACCCCUUCGGCCGAGUCAUGCGGGACCACUUCCGGCGGCGCGGGGCGGCCCUGCUGGGCCCGGCCGCCUGGCCCGACCUGGAGGCCCAGCGGCGCCGCUUCCUGCGCGCGGGCUGGGCGGCCUGCGGCGGGGCCGACAUGAACGACUUCUUCCGCGCCCACCUGCCCGAGGCCGAGCGGCGCCGCGUGCGGGCGCUGGAACCCUUCGACGAGUUCGAGGAGUGGCACCUCAAGUGCGCCCACUACUGCGUGGUGGUGGCCGCCUCCGGGCCCGCCCUGGGCCCGCCGCCGUUCCUCCCCGGGCCGGGCCCGCCGGAGCCGGACCCGCCGGCGGGCCCGGCCCUGCCCGCCCACCCGGCGGCCGGCCUGGCUGAGGGGCCCGGCCUGCGCCGCUACGGCCACGCCUCGGCGCCCCUGGGCCCCGACAUCAUCCUCAGCUCCGGCGGCUUCGGCGAGCGGGACGGCCGCCACGGCCGGCUGGCCGGGCUGCACGUGCUGCGGCGGCGGCCGGGCGGCGGGUGGCGGGCCGCCUGGGCGGGCGGGCCGGCCGGGGACGGCCGGCUAUUCCACACCCUCAGCCCCCUCCCGGGGUCGCGGGUGCUGCUGCUGGGCGGGAGGCGCUCCCCGCUGGCGCCCGUGCCGGAGAUGGAGUGCUGGGCCCUGAGCCCCGGCGGCCCGGAGGACGAGGGCCCGCGGGCGGAGGCCGCCGGGCCCGGCCCGGCCCCGCCCGACCGCCGGCUCCGGCGCUGGCGCCACACGGCCACCGAGGUGACCUGGCGGGGCCGGGCCUGCCUGUUCGUCUACGGCGGGCGGAGCGACGUCGAGCCCGCGCUGGGCGACUGGGCCUUCCUGCGGGUGGACGGGCUGGACUGGGCCGAGGUGCCCGUGGAGGGGCCGGCGCCGGCCCCCCGCCACUCCCACGCCGCCUGCGGCUGGCGAGGCGGGGCCCUCGUGGCCGGGGGCCUGGGCGCCGACGAGGAGCCCCUGGGCUCCGUGCUCUUCCUCCGGCCCACCCCCUCGGGGUUCCGCUGGGAGCCGCUGGACGUCCGGCCCCCGCUCUUCCCCCGGUACUCGCACACGGCCCACGUCCUCGACGACAGGCUGCUGCUGCUGGUGGGAGGCGUCCGGAUCCCCUCGUCGUUCUCCUCCCCGGCCCCGGUCCCCGGGGUGGCCGUGAUCGACCUGGCCACGGGCCGCGGCUCCGAGCACCCGAUCGACGCCGCGGCCGUCCCGUGGCCGCUCAUGCUGCACAACCACACCAGCGUCCUCCUGGAGGAAGAGCGGCGGCUCCUCCUGCUCGGGGGAGGCGGGACCUGUUUCUCCUUCGGGACCCACCUCAACCCCCAGCCCGUCACCCUGGAUCUCGCGGGCCUCGCGGGGGGGGCCGGCCUAGCGGGGUCGGCGGGACGGCCGGGGAGAAUCGCGGGCCCGCGGGGCUGGGGCGUUGGCACCGGGGAGGCGUCGGCCGUCCUGAAAUCCGGGGAGCCGGCGACGGGGGUGCGGGAUGCCGCGGCCUUGAGUGCGGAGCUGAGAAACCAGUCCCCGGGGGCAGAGGAAGAUCCCUCGGAUCGCCCCGGGUCCCGGCGGCAACCCCGUCGUUCCCGCGCUUAGUAUCUCUCCCGAAUGUGGAAAGCCGCCGUGACCCGCUCUGUAUUCCUCCGGCGCCCGGAACCCCGGUGGCUCAAUAAAUCGGAAUCUGGAAUUAAA
Messenger RNA from Tachyglossus aculeatus (Australian echidna), 2376 nucleotides. It is a transcript of the gene LCMT2, whose product is annotated as leucine carboxyl methyltransferase 2. Lineage: Eukaryota; Metazoa; Chordata; Mammalia; Monotremata; Tachyglossidae. Gene Ontology annotation, molecular function: tRNA methyltransferase activity; protein binding. The record is from RefSeq and is a predicted model, not a curated record. The transcript has a single exon. The coding region runs from base 1 to 2280 and encodes 759 amino acids. Gene Ontology annotation, biological process: wybutosine biosynthetic process; tRNA methylation.